GCAAUCAACUCUCCCUGACGAUUACUUGAACACAAAAAUAAGCAGAAGCAAAAUUGACAAAAACUCAACUAAAGCUAUAGAAAACAGUUCAAGUGACUAUAACAAAAAAGAAAGAGCAAUAAAAUUAACAGAUAGUAAGCUUAGAAAGCAGCAAAGAAAAACUUGUACGAAGGAAGCUACCCAAGAAAAACAAAAUUUUGCAAAGAAACUUUUAGAAAAAAGAGGAUAUUGGUCUGACCCCGAACGCAGAUCAUCAAUAGUCACACAAACACGUAAACAAACAAACACAUCUAGAAUUGGCCAAAACAAAGUAAAAGCGUACGUGCAAAGCAAAAACAACAACAACAAAGUCACGUGUAAAGAACAAAUAGAAUUGUCAAUAGAACCUUCCAGAAAAUUAGAUUAG
This is a messenger RNA of Ambispora leptoticha, 406 nucleotides long. Lineage: Eukaryota; Fungi; Glomeromycota; Glomeromycetes; Archaeosporales; Ambisporaceae. The record is from the annotation of a GenBank genome assembly.